AUGUCAAAGGAAAGGGAGCGCCGGGUGAUGAGCGCCUCGUGCGACGCCUGUCGUCUGCGAAAGGUGACGUGCGACCGGCGGAUCCGGCUGGAGCGGGGCGAGGCCGAGUGCAGCGCGUGCGACCGCCACGGACUCAAGUGCACCUUUACGUGGAACCCAAAGAGGCGGAGCAAGAACCCGAAUCCCUAUCAGAUUGCUGGCCUGACACGCACAACGCUCCAUGCCUGCGUCGUGGCCUACAUGCGCUAUGCAGCGCCCUGCAUGCCCGUCCUGGACAUCGGCGCACUUGUGGCGCGCGUCGACGAAGAGCGAGACGCAGACCUCGUCGUGCUGGCGACGGCGUGCAUGGGCGCCGGACUGCUCGAGCCGGCCGUGAUGGGUGCCGAGGACAAGUUCAAGCUGCAGUACGCCAUGGAGAAGCGCUUCCGCGAGCUGCUCCUGACCAAGGCGCCCGCCGAGAGCCUGGAUGAAAAGGCCGACGUCAUCGAGGCCACGUACGUCAUGUCGGAUCUCAUCACGUCGCAGGUCAGCCGGCCCGACGACCCGCUGUUCCUCGACGCGCUCUCGUACGAGGUCAUUGCCCGGCUCGUCUUUGAGGCCGGCAUGCACCGCGAGCCGGUUCUCGUCAAUGGCCGGCUGCAGGACUGCGCGGGACGUAGCGUGAGCGCGGGGCAGGCGCGGCGCAUGUCACGCAUCUUUUGGUCCUGCUUCAUCCAGGACACCUUUCGGGCCUUUGGGCGGCGGAGAAACGCGCUCAUCCGCGACGAGGACUACGACACGGAGCUGCCGGUGUGGAUGCUGAGCCCCGAGAAUGACUUUGACGCGCCGGCUCAUCUGGCCCAGCGCUCGUCGACGGCGGCGUUUGACUCGACGCAGCUGCAAUUCAUGCUCCGUCUCGCCUUUGUCGUCCGCGCCAUCUCGAUCAAGUUUGUCACGCCCCAGGCUCAGGGCCGCGGCGUGGCGGUCGCCGACGUGCAGCGGGCCAUGACGACGUUCCGGGCCUGGCGCGACGAGCUGCCGGCCGAGGUGGUGUGGGAGGCCGUCAUGGCCGCAGGCGCCAUCGACGAGGUGACGCGGCGAAAGGGCAUCAAGUCUCUUUUCCUCGAGUGCCUCUUCCUCCGCCAGGUCAUUGGCACCUGGAGUGCCCUGUGCGAGUACGGGCUGCGGCAGGGCGAGGAGCUGCCGAUGCCGUCAGCGUCGACGUCAAUGGAUGAGCUCGUCCUCGCCUCGUUCUUCCGCAUCGCCAAGCUCGACGGCGAGGCCGCGCGGCUGGGCCUCCUCCGUGCCCAGCGCGGAGUCCUCAUGGACCUGGCGGCAACGUAUGCCAUCUGGGGCUGCGCCCUGGUCCAGCACAUGCCUGACCUCGCCAUCCUGCCCAACCAGCUGGUCCCGCUGGGGCCCCUGGCCCUCGAGGCCACCCUUGUCAUCACUGCCGGCGACGUCCUCGUGUGCGUUGCGCAGCUCAUCGACGCUGUGUCGACGUGCGACUCGAGCCGCGACUCGGGCGAGAUUGCAUCGCGGCUGCGCAGCUUUCUGGCCGAGACACACGAGCGCCACGCGCAAUUCCAGGCGCAGCUCCAGGCAGGGCCACAGCAGCAGCAGCAGCAGCAGCAGCAGCAGCAGCAGACUUCAAGGGAUAUCCACGAGACCAUGAAGGCCAUGCAGCGACAGCUGCGCCAGUACAUCGUGCCCAGCCGACCAUCCCGGUUCGGCCCCACCGACUACUGCUUCUCGGUGCCGGAGCGCGACACGGAGCCCUGGCAAACCUUUGUCGAGGCACAGGCACUGCUGUCCUCCUCAUCUUCGCCGUCCAGCGACGAGGCACUGGGCGCCCUCUCUGUCGCCGAGGCACCCGACGCACAGCACUGGGCCACAGCGGCUUGGAAUGGCUCAUUGAUGUGA
Messenger RNA from Acaromyces ingoldii, 1902 nucleotides. RefSeq lists its product as hypothetical. Gene Ontology annotation, biological process: regulation of DNA-templated transcription; DNA-templated transcription. Lineage: Eukaryota; Fungi; Basidiomycota; Exobasidiomycetes; Exobasidiales; Cryptobasidiaceae. Gene Ontology annotation, molecular function: DNA-binding transcription factor activity, RNA polymerase II-specific; zinc ion binding; DNA binding. Bases 1 to 1902 code for a protein of 633 amino acids. The record is from RefSeq and is a predicted model, not a curated record. The transcript is spliced from 2 exons.